Molecule: messenger RNA, 2071 nt
Organism: Panicum virgatum (switchgrass)
Lineage: Eukaryota; Viridiplantae; Streptophyta; Magnoliopsida; Poales; Poaceae
Product: probable long-chain-alcohol O-fatty-acyltransferase 4
Exons: 6
Coding region: 1-1176 (391 amino acids)
Biological process (GO): lipid metabolic process
Source: RefSeq, a predicted model, not a curated record
AUGGCGGAUGCGGUGGUGAGCUGGAGCUCCAAGGGGAUGGGGAAGGAGGAGGGGAGGGGAGGGGAGGCGCUCACUGGCGGGAGACAGCCACCCCACCGCACGCUGCUGCGACGGCCGUUGACCUACGACGUCAUAGACGGGGAGGCUGAGGGGGGCCGUAGCCUGCAGAGAGCGGCGUACAGUCGCGAGCCACAACCAGUGGAGCUGCUGCUGCGGGACAGCCUCCCUCGGGUCUCCCUUGCUGUGUCUGCCGCCGCGCUGUACGCGCGCGCCGUGUCCUCACUCGUAAGGCCCGGCCUCCGGCGUCUCGCCAUGCUGCUCCCGGUGGUCGUCUUCUUCAUCGCGGCUCCCUUGGGCUUCUCUUCCGCCGUCGUCCGCUGCGUCGCCGGCCUGUACCUGGCGUGGCUGGGCACGUUUAAGGUCGCCCUCCUGGCCCCGGGUCGCGGGGCGCUGGACCCCGGCCUCCCCGUGCUCCGGUUCCUCUUCGCCGCAGCCCUCCCUAUCGAGCUCAUUCAUCCUGACGAAGAACGACCCGAAGCGGCCGAGUCGGCGUCUCUCGCUUCUUACACGUUCAAGGUCGCCACCACAGCCGCCAUCGUCCAUCUCCACCAGUACUCUAAAAAGAUGCACCCCAGCAUGCGCCUUCUUCUGUACGGAUUUAACAUCUGGUGCACCAUGGAGCUCCUGUUCGCCUCCAUCGCGGCCUUCUGCCGCGCGCUGGGCAUGGAGGUGAAGCCGGCGUUCGACAGGCCGCACCUCGCGACGUCGCUGCGCGACUUCUGGGGCCGCCGGUGGAACCUCGCCGUGUCGGCCAUCCUCCGGGCGUCGGUGUACGACCCCCUGCGCGCACGGGCCGGAAAGGAGGCGGGCAUCCUGGCCACGUUCCUCGUGUCGGGGCUAAUGCACGAGGCUCUCGUGUGCUACCUCACCCUGCGGCGCUCCACCGGAGAGAUGACCGCGUUUUUCCUGCUCCACGGCAUGUGCCGCGUGGCCGAGGAGCGGUGCGUGCGGCGGUGGACGGCGAGGGGGUGGCCGCCGCCGCCACGGCCCGUGGCCACGUUUCUUGUAUGGAUGUUCCUGACGGCCCCAUCGUUCUGGCUGAUCUUGCCAACGGUUUACCGGGGGAUGGAAGCAAGGCCGGAGAUGCUACUACUGACGAAGGAGUCGAACACCUAGGACCUCUUGCCUAGGUGGCACGAACCUAAGAGCUGUCUAUGCAAAGACAAAAAAAAAUUACUCUGCACCUAGGCUCAAAUCUGAGACCUCUUGGCUCACACAUAGCUUCAUAUCCACCCCACCUACACAACAUAUGCAGAGACAGUAAAGACGACAUUCCUCCUUCGGAUACUGCUGGUUAUGUUGACAUGGCUGAUAGUGAUGAUGAGGAUUAUGAUAUAUGCAGCUAAUCCCGAUCAUGAUGAAUAUUUUUAAUACAUGUAAUUAAACAAAGAUGCCAAGGGGUGCCAAGAUGGGUUUCCUGAGAUCCUUCUACAGGAAUAAAGGUGGACGAUGAGCGGCACCUAAGGGGUCCAAUGCAACAGAGGCGUCCGGCAGCCGUGGUGGACGGAGAGGUGGUGGAGGAGGGGGAGGCAAAGGGAGAGGUGGAGGAAGUGGUAGUGGGAAAGGUGGUGGAGGAGGGAAGAGGGAGAGGACACCUUCUCCUGAGGAUGAGGAGGAGGAGGAGGCAGGAGGUACGCAUGAGGUGUGGUUGCGAGAACCAUCGCAACUCCCGCCGCGACCAAUACCUCUGGCGACACACCGGUGAUUUGACCAGUAGGACCUCGUAAUUGGGUGUUGGUGUCAGGGGGUGACCACAAACGGAAGCCCAAUAGCAUACUGGGUCUUCUGUGCAGGGAGCACUUCCCUGGGUUAGUGAUGCAUGCCGGGGUCGAGGAGCCGACCUACACUUGGGACCACUACAUCACCAUCCUAGACGCAGAAGAUCGGGAAGGGAGUAAUUUCGGUACCAAGGCGAGGCGGGUGGUGGUGAAACUGUGGAUGGCAAGCACUCAGUAAAAGACUGCCGAGACUUGCAACAAACCAUCAGCAGCUUCUUCCACGAAGACAAAAA